Molecule: messenger RNA, 1242 nt
Organism: Heterostelium album PN500
Lineage: Eukaryota; Evosea; Eumycetozoa; Acytosteliales; Acytosteliaceae
Gene: mpi
Product: mannose-6-phosphate isomerase
Exons: 3
Coding region: 1-1242 (413 amino acids)
Biological process (GO): GDP-mannose biosynthetic process; carbohydrate metabolic process
Cellular component (GO): cytosol
Molecular function (GO): zinc ion binding; mannose-6-phosphate isomerase activity
Source: RefSeq, a predicted model, not a curated record
AUGAAUAAGAUUGUAAAAUUACAUUGUGUGGCACAGCAAUACUCUUGGGGAAACUAUGGUCUCAAUAGUACUGUGGCACAGUUGCUCUCUGCAGAUAGCUGUGUGAAGAUCGAUGAGAGUGCACCAUAUGCAGAGUUGUGGAUGGGUGCACAUCCAUCUGCACCGUCGGUCGUAGAGACUGAUGAUCACAAACGACUUACACUACAACAAUACCUCGAGGCAAACGGCAUCGAAUCGCUACUGGGUAAACAAGUGGUAGAUAGAUUCGGAGCGGUAUUUCCAUUCCUCUUCAAGGUACUCUCUAUAAGAACUGCACUUUCAAUUCAAUCACAUCCAGACUCUGACUUGGCAAAGAAGUUAUUUGAGAAGUUUCCUGAUAUCUACAAAGAUCCAUAUCAUAAACCAGAGAUUGCAAUUGCUUUAACACCUUUUAAAGCAUUAUGUGGAUUCAGACCAUUGAAUGAUAUCAUUCAGUUCAUCAAUGAUGUACCAGAACUAAAGGCAUCUAUACAUGCAUCUAUUGAAUCUGAUAAACUUGAUCAUUCAAAUUGUUCAUUAUAUUUAAAUAAUGUUGUUGUUGCAUUACUUAAAACCAAUGCAACUGUCAUUAAAGAGAAUCUUGCCACUCUUGUAAAUAGAAUCAGUGCACAGUCUACAAAGAAUGAUUUAGAUCAAUUGGUUUUGGUGCUACACGAACAGUAUCCAGGUGAUGUAGGUGUAUUCUUUGCUUAUCUUUUGAAUUAUAUCCAGAUGGCACCGGGUCAAGCUUUGUUCUUGCCAGCUGGUGAGCCACAUGCUUAUGUUGCCGGAGACUGUGUAGAGUGCAUGGCACCCUCUGACAAUGUAGUGAGAGCAGGUCUGACCCCGAAGCUCAAGGAUGUCGAUACACUCGCCCACAUGCUAACCUAUAACACCGGUGAACCACCACUUGUCAAACCAAUCUGUGAGUCUGACAAUCACGCUCUUUUCCGUCCACCCGUCGACGAAUUCGAAGUAGAGAGCUACCAUAUCUCUGAAGGCGCCGAACAAUCGAUUAAAUCAAGAAGAGGACCUGCUAUUGUAUUAGUAUUAGAUGGUAACAUCCAGAUCAGCUCCUCUUUGCAACCUCAAAACAACUUUGAUAAACUAAUCAAAGGAACUGUAUUAUUUGUACCAAUUGACACACCAUUCACCGUUAAAACAAUAGAUAGUAAAUCAUCUACACUCUACAUUGCAAGAGUUAGUGAAAGAUUAUUUAAAUAA